UACCUCAUGGCGCAAAACUAUGUGUUUAGAAAGUGAAAGAAGCGUGUUCAUUUUGUUUCAGUCUUGAGCUCUUGAGUAUUUUGACAAACCAUGGCGACGGCGGCGGGAUCACAUAGACUCAAUGAUGGAAUUUCUCUGAGAGACGUCCUGCAUGGAGAAGGGGCGGAGUUUGAAGUGACGGAUGAAUUUGAUGAAGACGCAGAUGACGAUGUAGGUGACAGUGAAGGCUUCAGGCGGGAGGAAGUCUUCAAAAACCUGAGCUACCUGUGCUGUAACGAUGUUGGUAACGAUGAGAAUGAUCAGAGGUCGCCGUUUCAACACCUUGAAAGCAAGAUGGAAAACGUCACAGAAGAUGGUGGCGUUAAGAAAAUGUUACUACAGCCAGGAAGUGGCAACCGUGUGCCUGAAAACUCAUUGGUAAUAGUUCAUUACAAUGCGUACCUGGAAUAUUCCGAUGAACCCUAUGACUCCAGUCGCCUGCGGAACAGAAAGUCAAAGUUUAGACUUGGGGAAAUGAAACCAGGCAUGGGUUACUCAGGGGAAGCUAUUCCAGGCAUGAGUUUGGCGGUGAGUACGAUGAAGAAAGGAGAACUUUCCCGAUUUCUCAUCAAGCCCGAAUAUGGCUACGGACAUCUUGGCUGUGCUCCCAGAAUUCCCCCCAAUGCUACAUUGAUGCAUGAAAUAGAGCUGUUGAAUUUUGUGGAAGGGCAAAAUAUUGGAGUGGAGGAUUAUUUUCAUCUCACAAGGGAGGAAAGACAAGCUAUACCCUGGGAGAAAAUUAAAUCGGCCUGUGAUGCAGCGAAAAAGGAAGCCAGAAUCCUCUUCGAAGAUGAAGGCUACUACAAGGCUCAGUUGAAGUACAGGAAGGCAAUCUGUGUGUUGGAAGACUAUCACAUGAGGGAUGAGGAACAAGAGAAACAGCAGCAGAAGAUGCUGCUGAAACUUUACCUGAACAUCUCUGUAUGCUACCUGAAACAGUGCAAGUCCAGACAGACUCUCAUUUAUGCUAAUAAAGCCCUGGAAAUAGAUGAGAGGAAUGUCAAGGCACUCUAUAACAAAGGAAAGGCAUUACUGAGAAUGGGGGAGUUUGGACAGUCCAGAAAAUCUCUUGUGGCAGCCCACAACUUGAACAGGAAGAAUGAAGAGAUAAAAGCAGCCCUUAAAGAGCUUGAAUGUAAAGCUAAGGAGUUCAAGGAAAUUGAGAGUAAACAGUGUCAGCGGAUGAUAUCAAAUCUGUCCCCAGCAGCAGCACGAGGAGAGAGUACACAACAGAAAAGCAAAAGCAGCUCCAAAUCACAAGAGGACUUCAAAACAGCAGUCAGGAAGCAUUUAAUGGAAAUGAAGAAUAACCCAGGUAAUGAGGUUAUGCCAUUUCCAAACUGGAGUUUGGGACCCGUAGAAAUUGCGAAUAUCAUUGAGACUGCAGAGGAACUCGACCUGGAUGUGAUACAGCAGGGAGAGGCACCACAUGUCAAGUAUUUCUUGAGAAAGAAGAAUCCAAAGUAAAGAAGAACCUCAUGGGAAGUGGCUGUCAGUUUCUGUUGUUUGGAUUUUUAGUGGGUUUUUUUUUCAACCAAAAGUUUAAAGUUUGCACACAAAAGCUGUUCUGAUGAAACAUCUUAAAAUACAUGAACAGAAAAGUUUAGUUCAGUUUGUGUUUUAUUUUAAGUGCCAUGUAUAUACGUCCUUGAAUUGUGCUGAA
Molecule: messenger RNA, 1702 nt
Organism: Liolophura sinensis
Lineage: Eukaryota; Metazoa; Mollusca; Polyplacophora; Chitonida; Chitonidae
Product: inactive peptidyl-prolyl cis-trans isomerase FKBP6-like
Exons: 14
Coding region: 91-1506 (471 amino acids)
Biological process (GO): piRNA processing; spermatogenesis
Cellular component (GO): cytoplasm
Molecular function (GO): peptidyl-prolyl cis-trans isomerase activity; Hsp90 protein binding
Source: RefSeq, a predicted model, not a curated record